This is a messenger RNA of Symbiodinium necroappetens, 872 nucleotides long. The record is from the annotation of a GenBank genome assembly. NCBI's taxonomy places the organism in Eukaryota, Dinophyceae, Suessiales, Symbiodiniaceae.
GCGGGGGACUUUGGCUCGAGGACGCCAGCGGCCGUGUGGCCGUCGAUGUCGAGCAAGGUCGCCGGGUAGGCAAAAAUCACACCCUGGACGUUGGAAGGCCUUUCACUUUUGAACCGCGCAAGUGGCACGCUACUCAGCAGUGGCGCGGGGAUCGUGGGAUAGUUGUAGCCUACACGCCCGCCGGUGUGACCAGGCUUGGCAGUGCGGACCGUGCGUUCCUGCAAGGUAUAGGUUUUCCCUUGGGGUGUGAGUCAAGCCAGCCGGCAGCUCCAGAAGGUCCAACUGGAACCGGCUCAUCAGCCGACGCACAUAAAGGCAGCCUUUCCUUUGGUGUCUACCAUGAGCCUCAGGAGUUUGUUGCCAAGGCACUUUUGGAGCAACAUCCAUGCCACUUGGAAAGUCUGUUGCCCGCUGAACUGGUUCAUGCAAUCCGGGUGAACCACUCUAAAAGUGCUGCCGUGCUUGGGCAAGAGCGUACCGAGACGCUUCGCAAAUGGGUAGAGCGCGCAUCCGAGUUAAGUGCAGACGAGGAACAGCUCAAAAAUUCCUUUAGCCCUCACCGUCAAAAAAUCUUGCAUUCAAAGCGGUUGCUUUUGAUGAAGGAGAUGUUGGAUAGUGUAGGGCAUGAGGACGAGGAUCUGAUCACCGAUCUGUCGACAGGUUUCGACUUGACAGGACCGCUGCCGCGGUCCCACGUCUUCAAGGACAAGUACCGUCCAGCAGCGAUGGCUGAAGAGACUUUGAGGAAAAGCGACGAGGCCGUGGACCAAGGGGUACUUGCUGCAACAGAAAAGGAGCUUGCCAAGGGCUUCGUGGAAGGACAGCUUCUUCGUGAUCUUUUGUCCAAAGUCGCGCAAGCACGUCAUCUAUAA